This is a messenger RNA of Glossina fuscipes, 1383 nucleotides long. RefSeq names its product GTP-binding protein 10 homolog. Gene Ontology annotation, molecular function: GTP binding; GTPase activity. The record is from RefSeq and is a predicted model, not a curated record. Gene Ontology annotation, cellular component: mitochondrion. Bases 143 to 1297 code for a protein of 384 amino acids. NCBI's taxonomy places the organism in Eukaryota, Metazoa, Arthropoda, Insecta, Diptera, Glossinidae. The transcript is spliced from 3 exons.
AGUCGCAGAAGAAGAAGAAUUUAAUAUUAGUUUUGACUUUCUUAUUAAGUUAGUUUGAAAAUCGAUUCCGUCAAUCGCUAGCGAGUUCACAUUAGGAAAUUACCUCUUGUGAAAUAAAAUUCAAUGAUAACUUCUGAUUAAAAUGGUGCAAAUAUUUAGGUAUUCGUUAAAUAGUAUUAAAAAGUCCGCACGUUCUCAUAUGCGCGGCAAUAUUUUCCUUGAUAGCUUAAGGUUAAAUGUUAAAGGCGGACAUGGAGGAAACGGCUUGCCUAGAUAUGGUGGCGUUGGUGGCCAAGGAGGUUGUAUUUACUGUGUAGCCAAAGAAGGCGUAACAUUGCGAAAUGUAGUUCAACGUUACGCAGAGAAACGUGUAACUGCUUCCAACGGCGAAGACAGUAGUAAGCACCGCCUUCUAGGAAGACGGGGCGUCGAUGAGGAAGUCGUAGUGCCCGUAGGUGUGCAAAUAUACGACGAUCACGGCCAACUACUAGGCGAUUUAAAUGACUCGGAUGCCUCUUGUAUUGUAGCCGGUGGAGGCAUGGGCGGAUGUAGCGGGACGAAUUUUUUGGGUAAACCCGGAGAAAAUAAAAUAAUAAAUUUGGAUUUGAAACUUAUUGCCGAUGUGGGUUUAGUAGGAUUCCCUAAUGCCGGUAAAAGUACUUUCUUGAAAGCCAUUUCAAAUGCCAAACCCAAAAUUGGCUCUUAUCCCUUCACCACCAUCAGACCCCAAAUUGGCACAGUGCAAUACGCGGACUUGCGUUCUAUUACUAUAGCCGAUUUACCCGGUUUGAUUGAGGGAGCACAUGCGAAUUUUGGCAUGGGUCACAAAUUUCUUAAACAUAUAGAACGUACUCGUUUACUUUUAUUCAUAGUAGACAUUUCGGGCUUUCGUUUGUCUCCGAAACAUGAGCGCCGUGAUUUUUUACAAAACAUCUACGCUCUAAAUAAAGAAUUGGAAUUAUACGACAAAACUUUGGUUGACAAACCUUCUGUACUACUGAUAAACAAGAUGGAUUUACCAGAAGCUAAAUAUAUUUUCAAUUCUAAUAAGCCAUUUAUAAAAGAUUUAAGUUUAAAACUCAAUGAAUGUCCUGAGAAUAUUAAGCCUGAAAAACUCUUGAAAUUUGAUGCCCUUAUACCAAUCUCAGCUAAGAAUUCCGCGCGCAUUAGUCACGUUAAGGAAAAAGUGCGCCUUUUAUUAGAUGACCUAGCCGCAAAGGAACAUGUCGCGGAUGCAACGGUAUUAAGGGAGAGUCUUGCAAAUGAAAUUGGAGAAAGAGGGCCGAGAGUUAUUUAAACUGUUACGUUUUAUCUAUAAUUAUAAAAUGUGCUAAUAAGGGCUACUAAGAAGAAAAUAAGAAAAUUGACAUAAAUUUAUAUAAA